Molecule: messenger RNA, 1368 nt
Organism: Coffea eugenioides
Lineage: Eukaryota; Viridiplantae; Streptophyta; Magnoliopsida; Gentianales; Rubiaceae
Product: transmembrane protein 45A-like
Exons: 1
Coding region: 142-1080 (312 amino acids)
Source: RefSeq, a predicted model, not a curated record
AUUCCUUUUCUCCCACACUUUUUUACCCUCCUCAUUUCUCUCUUUCCAAGGACAGAACACCCAAGCCAAGCAAAGCAAGAAACCUCAAGCAAGCAGCUCACAAAGCAAGCUAAGCUAGAGCAGGUCCAGCAGGACAACAAGAUGGGCACUAUGGUGGGACAUGUGGCACCUGGAUUUGGCUUCUUCCUAAUUGGGCUCUGGCAUUUAAUCAACCAUGUCAGGCUUCACUCUCUCCAUCCAAAAUCCUACACAUCUUUGCCAUGGUUUCCCACUUCAAAAAUCAGGUACUUGGAACAUUUCUUGAUCAUGGGAGGCUGCCUUGCCUCAAUAUCCAUGGAGCUCUUCAUUGGUCCACACAGGCACCAACCAUUGGACACUGAUGGCACCAUCCCAUCAUACCACCUUCACAACUUUGAGCACUCAAACAUAUCCUUGACUUUCUUUGUCUAUUCACUUUUCUCCAUCAUUCUUGACAAAAUCCAGCCCCCAGCCCAUUAUAGCCUAACUCUAAUGCUAGGAGCCAUUGCUUUUGGCCAGCAAUUUCUCCUCUUCCACCUCCACUCCGCUGAUCACAUGGGUGUGGAAGGGCAAUACCACUGGCUUCUGCAAAUUGUCAUUUUUGUCUCACUUUUGACCACCCUUUUAGGCAUAGGUUACCCCAAGAGUUUCUUGAACAGUUUCAUAAGGUCUCUCAGCAUCUUGUUCCAAGGAAUUUGGCUGAUGGUCAUGGGAAUCAUGCUUUGGACACCAGAGUAUAUUCCCAAAGGGUGUUUCAUAAACGAAGAGGGUCAUAAAGUUGUCAGAUGCCAAAAUCAUGAAGCCCUUGAAAGAGCCAAGUCACUAGUGAAUAUUGAGUUCAGCUGGUACCUGGUUGGAGUCACAAUUAUUGGUAUGUGUGUUUACUUGGCACUCUACAGAAUGUUCCCUGAGAUAGUUGAGUACCAAUCUUUAACAAAAUUUGAGGAUCAAGAACUGGAAGAUGAUGAUUUGGAGGCUCAAAAAAGGAACAAAGUUGGAGGGACCAAGGCAAGUUUUCUUCCUCUGGGAAAGUCAUUGGAACUGACUGACAUGGAAAGGUAGUAGAAGUAGAGGGGAAACAGGGGAAGAAAAGAAAAGGGAAGAAGAGGGGAAAUUUGAUUGUUAGAGUUGUAAAAAGAUUAGAUUAGUUGGUGUGUGUCCACUUUGUUUGAUUAAGCCUACAAUAAUAUUGGCUUAGUAAAAACCAGAGUUUGAGGGACCAAAAAAGGGAAAAGGGGAGGAAAAAGUUUGUGGUGUGAUAUUAUUGUUUGGUUUGCUUUUAGUUGAGACUAAAUUUGGUGUCUUCUAUUUGUUGUAAAGUACAAAGGAGGAAAAAAAAGAGUUGCUUAU